GUGAAAUUCAGCGAGUCAUUCUCACUGCAAGGAGAAAUGGCGCAAGCAGGAGUUCAGUUGUAUCGGGAAAAGUUCUCCUGUUCCAUCUGUUUGGAUCUACUGAAGGAUCCGGUGACUACAUCCUGUGGACACAGCUACUGCAUGAGCUGUAUUAAAGACCACUGGGAUGUAGAGGACCAGAAGGGAAUCCACAGCUGUCCUCAGUGCAGGAAGACUUUCAAUCGCAGACCUGACCUCCAGAAAAACACCCUGUUAGCAGAGUUAGUGGAGGACCUGAAGAAGACUGGACUCCGACAUGCUCCGGCCGACCACUGUUAUGCUGGACCUGGAGAUGUGGCCUGCGAUGUCUGCACUGGGAGGAAGAUGAAAGCUGUCAAGUCCUGUUUAUCCUGUUUGGCCUCCUACUGCCUGAGAGACCUCCAACCUCACUAUGAUGCUCCGCCUUUGAAGAAGCAUAAACUGAUCCCCCCGACGAAGAGGCUCCAGGAGAACCUCUGCAGUCGUCAUGACGAGGUGAUGAAGAUCUUCUGUCGUACUGAUCAGCAGUCCAUCUGUUACCUCUGCACUAUGGAUGAACAUAAAGGCCAUGAAACAGUGCCAGCUGCAGUAGAAAGGACUGGAAAGCAGAAGAAGCUCCAGGUGAGGCGACAACAAAUCCAGCAGAGAAUCCAGAACAGUGAGGAAGACAUGAAGCUGCUUCAACAGGAAGUGGAAGUCAUCAAUGUCUCUGCUGAUAAAACAGUGGAGGACAGUGAGAAGAUCUUCACUGAGCUGAUCCGUCUCCUCCAGAAAAGAAGCUCUGAGGUGAAGCAGCGGAUCAGAUCCCAGCAGGAAACUGAAGUGAAUGGAGUCAAAGAUGUUCAGGAGAAGCUGGAGCAGGAGAUCACUGAGCUGAAGAGGAAAGACGCUGAGCUGGAGCAGCUCUCACACACACAGGAUCACAACCAGUUUCUCCUCAACUACCCCUCACUGCCAGCACUCAGCGAUUCUACACACUCAUCCAGCAUCGACAUCCGUCCUCUGAGACACUUUGAGGACGUGACAGCAGCUGUGUCAGAGCUCAGAGAUAAGCUACAGGACAACCUGAGGGACAUGUGGACGAAUGUCCCACUGACAGUCCCCCUGCUGGAUGUUCUCCUGUCAGAACCAGAACCUAAGACCAGGAAUGACUUCUUGAAAUAUUCAAAAAGAAUCACUCUGGACCCAAACACAGCAAACAACUUUCUGUUGUUAUCUGAGGGAAACAAGAAAGUGACUCUAGUGGAGGAAGACCAGUUUUAUUUUGAUCAUCCAGACAGAUUCACCAACUGCACUCAGAUCCUCAGCAGAGAGAGUCUGACUGGGCGCUGUUACUGGGAGGUGGAGUGGAGCGGGACGGAAGUCGAUUUAGCAGUUUCAUACAAGAGCAUCAGCAGGUCGGAAGGUGACUGCGAUUUUCGAAACACUGACAAAUCUUGGACAUUAUAUUGUCACAAGCAAAUCUACAUGUUUUUUCACAACAGAGUAGAAACUCGAGUGUCAGUUCCGGUUUCGUCCAGAGUAGGAGUGUACGUGGAUCACAGAGCCGGUGUUCUGUCUUUCUACCGCGUCUCUGGAACCAUGACUCUCCUCCACAGAGUCCAGACCUGCUUCACUGAGCCGCUGCAUGCUGGAGUUGGGUUUUAUAGUUAUGGAGACUCUGCUAACUUUAUUGAAGUGUAACAGACAGAAGUGAUCAGAGCUCCAGCUGGUUACAAUGUGUUUUUUAUUAUUAUUAUUAUUAUUAUUAUUACUAUUAUUAUUAUUAUUAUUAUUAUAUUAUUAUUAUAUUAUUAUCAUUAACAAUAAUAAUAUAAUAAUAAUAAUAAUAAUACUUUGUUGAUCCCCUAAUCUCUAGUCUCCAUCAUUGUUGCUAAGCGCUCACUUCUUUGGUCAUUUCCUCUCUGCUCAGAGAUCAGUUGUCUUUAAGGAGCUACUUUGUCUUCUUCUGUUUUGUUGAUGUUGGGUUUAGUUUGAGUCAAAGUUAAGUCGGACAUUGAGGUUUGUUUCAGUGUGAACAAGAAUGAAAUUUCAGUUGAUGUUUUGUUUUGUUUUAUUUUAUUCUUUUUGAUUACUUUAAGUACAUCUUAAAGUUUGCAUGUUGUUUCUUAUUGUUUGUUUCCCUAUAGCCGAUUUAACAGUGAUUUUAGCCUUUUUGGUAUUAUAUUCAUGUGAUGCUGAUUUUUGCUUUAUUGACUUUAGCCGUUUCUGCUACAUUGUGGAGGCUGUAUCUUCAGCAAAGCAUGUAUUUGUCUUUUCUUGAUCAUUGAUAAUGCUGUACAAAUAAAAUAUUUAAUGGUUGUGAAAUGUCUAACUAAGAGUUAAGUGAAAUUCACAAUAACAUUUCCCUGUGGGAACAGAGCAGUUCACAGCAGGAGUUCUUACUCAGUAAUCAGGCCUGAGUGCAGUGAGUGAAACUCAACAUAACUUUCCAGAAAAUGUGAUUUAUGACAUGAUUAAACUAGGGAAGGUGUAUGGGAGAAUUGGUGGUUACUUUUCCAUGCAGAGCCAAGUGGGAUUGGAUGUAUUUUUUCCCCUUAAGUGAAAUAGUCAUUUGAAAACUGCAUUUUAUUUAUUUAUUUAUUUUUAUUAUUAUUUAAAUUUGGUUAAUCAUAUGAAGCACUGAAGUGUGUUAAAAAAAAAUCUGAAACUGAGAAAAUCUGUUAGGGAGCAAGUCUUCAGAUCAAAAAUCAAAGUUGUAUUUUAAAUAUGAACUUAAGAAACAAAACAGUAUUUGUUAUUUCUUACUUUAAGAAUUAACAUUUUAUUAUGAAAUCUAGAAUAAGUAAAGAAAAAGAUAACUAAGAUGAAUUGAAACCAAAUUCAAAAUGCAAUUAAAAACAAAAAGACUAUAUAAUUAAAAUAAUUUGAUUAAAAACACAACAAAGCUACUGAAAUAUGAUUCAGCUUAAACAAGAAUAAGAUUUUAGUUUGUCCUAAAAUGUCGAUUCAAAUGUGUGGGAUUUUUUUUUUUACUGUAUAGAUACUAAUAACGCCCAUCGGCUUUUCUGAGAAUACAUGAGGACUCAGAAUCACUAGUUUAAAUUAAUGGCGUCUUUGGGACGCCAGGGGGCGAUGUGGGGCGCUCAAAUCAUGGCGCAUGUGGCGUUUUCUAGUUGGCUGCGGCUGCAAAUAGAUCUUUCUCUAUCUACUACGGGCUUUGGUGAAGUUUAUUACCCACAAAUCCUCGCUACAUUAAAAAGUGGAAAUAUGGCAAUGUUUUUUUUCUCUUUAUUGAAAAUUUAAGGAAAAUGAUUUAAAAAGGCACACAUCAGUAACAUAAAAGGUACAUUUGGCAUGAUAAACUGAGCAGAAAAAAAGAAUAAGUAAAAAAAGAGAAUAAUCACAAACUAACAGUGUGAAAAAGGCAGAACAGAAAAUGUUACAAAUGCAAGAGAAAUUUUAAAACUUAAAUUAAGCUUUUGAGAUAUUGGUAUUAAAUCACUGUCAUUUAUUUUUUUUAAAAAAGGUGAUUCUUUUGGAGUAAUAGCUGCAUUUCUUUAAUUAGCUGAAGCAAAGCAGGAGAAAUUGCCUUUAGGACUGUUAAAUUAAAUUUUAGUGCAUUUUUUAAUAAAAUUAUCAGGUGAUAAAAAGUUGCCAUUUUUUAAUUGUGGCAAUGUUCACCAUGGAAGCUGUGUCUGUUGUGAAACAAAUCAGUUUUUCAAUUGCAAAGUAUUGAAAUAAUUUCCUUGUUUCCUUCUACUGUACAUGUGUGAAUAGUAUUGAAUUUUGCUCCAUAUUUAACAAGUGAUAAAUAAAAAAACACAUUUGAACAACCAAAUAUCUCCUGCAAUCACUUGGGAAAACAAAAAUACCUGUAAUGUACAUUUAAGAAUGUUUGCUUGUUGUAGUAUGGCCAUUUUAGCACCACCAACGCCUAAACAGCAACAAACAACCUGUGUUUGUUUUCAUCUGCAU
Xiphophorus couchianus (Monterrey platyfish) is the source of this 3936-nucleotide messenger RNA. RefSeq names its product tripartite motif-containing protein 16-like. Gene Ontology annotation, molecular function: protein binding; zinc ion binding. Lineage: Eukaryota; Metazoa; Chordata; Actinopteri; Cyprinodontiformes; Poeciliidae. The record is from RefSeq and is a predicted model, not a curated record. The coding region runs from base 37 to 1701 and encodes 554 amino acids. The transcript has a single exon.